Messenger RNA from Corvus hawaiiensis (hawaiian crow), 1670 nucleotides. It is a transcript of the gene MCTS1, whose product is annotated as MCTS1 re-initiation and release factor. Bases 123 to 668 code for a protein of 181 amino acids. The transcript has 6 exons. Gene Ontology annotation, biological process: formation of translation preinitiation complex. Gene Ontology annotation, molecular function: RNA binding. The record is from RefSeq and is a predicted model, not a curated record. NCBI's taxonomy places the organism in Eukaryota, Metazoa, Chordata, Aves, Passeriformes, Corvidae.
GGCGCUUCCGGCGGGCGCGGAGGGAGGGACGGCCCGGCCGGAGCCGCGUGUGAGCAGCGCCGAGGCUGUGGGUGCCCGCCCGCCGGCCCUGGCCCGCCGGCCCGGCGCUCCCCGCACGCAGGAUGUUCAAGAAAUUUGAUGAAAAGGAGAAUGUAUCAAACUGCAUUCAGCUGAAGACUUCAGUUAUUAAAGGUAUCAAGAAUCAACUGAUAGACCAAUUUCCUGUUAUUGAACCAUGGCUAAACCAAAUCAUGCCAAAGAAAGACCCAGUCAAAAUAGUAAGAUGUCAUGAACAUAUAGAAAUUCUCACUGUGAAUGGGGAGUUGCUGUUCUUCAGGCAAAGAGAAGGGAUUUUUUACCCGACGCUAAGGUUGCUUCACAAAUACCCAUUUAUUCUCCCGCAUCAGCAGGUUGAUAAAGGUGCCAUUAAAUUUGUCCUGAGUGGAGCUAAUAUAAUGUGCCCUGGCCUGACGUCUCCUGGAGCAAAGCUUUACCCUGCUGCUGUUGACACUGUCGUUGCAAUAAUGGCAGAGGGAAAACAACAUGCAUUAUGUGUGGGAGUAAUGAAGAUGUCAGCUGAGGACAUUGAGAAGGUCAACAAAGGGAUUGGUAUUGAAAAUAUCCACUAUUUAAAUGAUGGCCUUUGGCAUAUGAAGACAUACAAGUGAAACAACAGGAACUGUUACUCCAAAGGAAUGCACUUAGAUUAAAUGUGGACUGCUUUGUAAUUCCUUGUUUUUAAUGUGACUGAAUGUACAAAUUAUUUUGUUCUGUGGCUAUGCUAAAUAAAUCAAUUGAAUGCAAAAGUACUGUUAGGCUACAAUAGUUUUCUAGAUUUCUUUUUAUUACAGUUACUUUGUUUUGUCUUAAACCUGAGUUCAGUGACUGAAGAUACUUCAGAUACUGAAGAUUCUGCAUAGACCGUGAGUAGACUAUUUCAAAUGGAAAGGAGGAAAAAGCCAAGAAAUGUUUACAUUUUUAUGCUCUUCCAAAAGAGUAAUAUAAAGUGUGUGUGAAAUAUAAAUAUGGUUUAUAAAACCUCUGAAACAUUUUUUCUUCUGAUUGACAUCUUGUUAGUCUACCUGUUUCUUGAAUGUGGAGAAAUCAGGUUUUUUGACAUUAUUUUUUAACUUAUUAACAGCAUUAACUUCAUUUUACUUAAGGAUUUUCUCUUUUAAUAUGCAUUUAUCUGUAUAGGAUUGAUGAACUCAGACUGAUAUGUGGAUUAGAAAUUCUUUUAUGCUGACUCAUAUCUGAAGACUGUACAUAUGUUCAGAUUUCUACCUGCCAACACUUUGAUAUUGCUCUCCUUCUAGUGGAGUUAUAGCAAUGGUGGGCACACUCCCAGUGAAGUGUGUGCCACCCUGGUGCCUGACGCUCUCUACUCCCUGUGUGCCGCCUUAUUUUAGGAGCAGAAACAAAAUCACUGUUAAAUAAAGGCAUCAUAGCAAAACGUGUUUUUCAGCGUAGCCAGGAGCAACUUUUUCAGGUGGAACUUCAAAGAGCUCUCAGCUUGUGCACACUGCCACACGUCCGCACAGCUACAGAAUGGGUUCAGGAGCACUGUGUGUCUGGCUAACCCAAUCAUUUGUUCAGCAUACCCAAAGCUAUGCCUAUGGAAAAAUGGAAUAAUGUAAUAAAUUAAAGAAACUUUUAAGGUCUACCACUCA